UCACAGGAACUCCAGGAAGGAGGGCGCCCUUCCUCCCGCUGCAGCCUUUCUCUUGGUCGCAGGCCGAGGUCCCGUUAUUUUUUCAUCAAGGGGUUGUCACACUUCCCUCCCCCUUCAAAAAGGACCGGGGGUGCCUUGUUCCUGUCUCUGGAGCAGAUGAUUUCCCUAUCCUCCUGCCUUCGGUAUCGACUUCCCACCUAGUGAUCAGCUUGCCCAACUAUUGUCUCCCUAGGAUGCUUUGUUUACUUACUUGCAUUUCCUCUUUCCCGGGAAUUUUGUGGUGCCUUUAUUUAUUUUUGGGAAUGACUGACAAUAUCCUUCUAGAGUUCCUCCCAUCUCCUCUUUGAAGCCUCAGAGAAAUAUAUGAUCUCAGAUCACUUAGAAUUGUGUAUAGAGUCCUCUGCUUUCUUAUGGGAUUUGCUGCUUUUCUUGUUUGACAGAUUUAGUUUCUCCUUAAAUUGCAUGAUGAGAACUGGGUCAGAAAUGUGUUUUCAACAGAUUGAGUUUUGUGAUUUUUUUGGCUUCCCGAAGGCAUUUCUUUUCUCUAUAACUUAGGGUAGUUAUCCAUACAUUAGUAGAGUGUAUCUUUCUGGUGGAAUCAAGAUUAAGUGGAUUGAUAUUGGAUCCUAGGAGAAAAAACAGUAAUCUGGAGAUAUUGUGGAUUUGAUAGAAUUGAGUUGAGUGGCUUCAAUGUGCAGUAUUUCUCAACUUUUCUCCCAAUCAUCUUCAUCAAGAGCAUUAAAAACAAAUAAGGACUACACAAUUAUUUUGAGAGAUCAUCCUCCCUGAAGAGGGAAUAGACGAAGAAACAUUUUUGCAAAAAAGACCUUGGUAUAUCCCAUGAACGAAACAGCAGAUCUCGUAUCGGGGUGCAACAGUACUCCGGAGCCAGUUAUACGGCUCAGAAAAGGUUACCAAUCUGAUGUUUCUGCAAAAGGUCAUAAUGAUAACCACCAAGGAGAAGACUUGGGGCCUGAUUUAGCGGCAUCUAUUCCCUGUUCCUACUUCAAAAAUAAGUCUGAGGAGCAUGACUGCAAUCAUGGACAAUCUCAGGAAGAUGAGGGAUUUAUGGCCAUGUCCCCCCUUUUACAAGCUCACCAUGCCAUGGAAAGAAUGGAGGAAUUUGUGUGUAAGGUAUGGGAAGGCCGAUGGAGGGUUAUUCCUCAUGACGUACUGCCCGAUUGGCUAAAAGACAACGAUUUCCUUUUGCAUGGGCAUAGGCCACCUAUGCCUUCCUUUCGAGCCUGUUUCAAGAGCAUCUUCAGAAUACACACAGAGACGGGCAACAUCUGGACACAUCUCUUAGGUUGUGUUUUCUUCCUAUGCCUGGGAAUCUUCUACAUGUUUCGACCAAACAUUUCCUUUGUGGCUCCAUUACAAGAAAAAGUAGUUUUUGGAUUAUUCUUCCUGGGAGCCAUUCUCUGCCUUUCCUUCUCAUGGCUUUUCCACACUGUUUACUGCCACUCAGAAGCAGUCUCCCGGAUCUUCUCCAAACUGGAUUAUUCUGGCAUUGCCCUCCUGAUCAUGGGAAGUUUUGUUCCUUGGCUUUAUUAUUCCUUCUACUGUAAUCCACAACCCUGCUUCAUCUACUUGAUUGUCAUCUGUGUGCUGGGGAUUGCAGCCAUCAUUGUCUCCCAGUGGGAUAUGUUUGCCACCCCUCAAUAUCGGGGGGUGAGAGCAGGAGUGUUUCUGGGCUUGGGCCUAAGUGGGAUCAUCCCUACACUGCACUAUGUAUUUUCGGAGGGGUUCCUGAAGGCCGCUACUAUUGGACAGAUAGGCUGGCUGCUGCUCAUGGCCUGCCUGUACAUCACUGGAGCUGCACUGUAUGCUGCUCGGAUUCCAGAGCGCUUCUUUCCUGGAAAGUGCGACAUCUGGUUUCACUCCCAUCAGCUCUUUCACAUCUUUGUGGUUGCUGGGGCUUUUGUGCACUUCCAUGGUGUCUCAAACCUCCAGGAGUUCCGUUUCAUGAUUGGUGGGGGCUGCAGUGAGGAGGAUGCAUUGUAAAACCUGCCAGUGUCCCUGGAUCAUAACCCCAAACCAGGGCCAGCAGCGGCUGUGAACCACACUGACUGGCCAUUGAUGCAAAACACCAGAAAGAGCCCUGCAACUUUGAAACCCAUCUGGGCAUCGAGGCUUCCCAGGGGCUGGACAUGGUACACGCUAGAGAAGAGAAAAACAAAAAUAAAUCAUACCUCAAAGGAUGGAGUGCAUCAAUUUGGAGAAAAAGAGAUAUACACUCAAACUUAACUUAUUCUUAGGAAUCUGCAGAUUGAGGGCCAUGGAGGACCCUUGGCAAACUGGCUUCUGUUCAAUGCCAUAUUUAUUUGUAGAAGAUGGGGGCAUCUUAGUUGGCUGUUCUUCCCUUCCCUCCUCUCCUGUCUCCUUUUUUCUCCCCACCUCUCCCUUCCUCUCCCCUCCUCUCAUUUCCUCUCUUCUCUUUCUUCCCUACCCACCCCUUCCCUUUUUUAAAUCAACCACAAUUUGGGGUAAACAUUUAUAUCUUGCUAAGGGACAGGGGUGUGAUUUUAGAUGCUCUUUUGGGAAAACAAAGACAUUAAUGUAAAUAAGAUUUCUAACUUUCUGUUUAAAUAAGAAUUUAUAUAAAUGUUUAAAACAUGGGGGUGGGGUGGGGAAUUUUUGUAAAGAAUGAAACAUGCAAGUACCACACACUGUUUCAAUUUUGCACAAAGGAGACUGAAGUACUUGGUGAGCACCCUAUCACAAACAAUACAUUAAUGGUAUCAAGGUGCCUCUGUAAAGGCUUGAAUACCUCGGGCUAUAUUGAGACAGAAGCUGUGGCAGGCCUAGCCCAGUAGUCUAGUGACUACUCUUAUACCUGGGAUUCUUGGGGCAGUGAACUAGAGGGUUAUUGUAUGUGUCUUUUUAGUGGGAGCAACAUGUAAAUGGACAUGAUAGUGUGAAAAGGUCCAGAAGUACUCAUCUGCAUAAAGUUUGGAUGCCUUUUGUGGGAUCCUGCUUUCUUGUCUUAGCAGAUGCUGUAAAUGACACUUCUAAGAACUAAAAAUCACUUCUUUGAGAAAGGCUGUUCAGGGCUGCAUUCAAGCAAUAUAUAUGCAAGCGCUGUAGGAGAUGAUGGGUAGAAAAGCUUUGGAUUUAACACUGGGGCAAUGUGAGUAAUUUCUUGGCAGCCUGUCUGAUAUGUGUGGUAUUACUUAUCUUUGGAUGAUGAGCUACAUCAGUUUCCUAUAUCCUUUCUCUAGGAGACACUUAAAAAAACCCUUCUGUAUUGAAAUCACUGCUCUAAUUCUACCUUUCUUCCCACUAAGAGUGAGUACUUCUCCCUGAUGUCUUGGUUGAUAGAAGAAAGCCAGCCAUCAAACCAGGCUUCAUCUUGUCCUGGUGCCUCUUAAACUCAUUUGCAUAAGUUGUGAAUACCCUUCAAUUUAUAAAGAUGGUUUUUUAACCUUUGGCAUACUUCCUUUCUGAUCCCCUUUCUUGAAGAGGAAAAUCAGCCAUACCAUCUUAAAUCCAAGUUUAAUACCCACUUUCCCCCCUGGGGAACAACUUGGCCUCUGUCUUCAGUACUUGUUAAGCCUCUAUUUUUAGGGGAUUAUAAGAGGAAGCUUGUUUGGGAGAUUGUAUAGGAUCUUUGGGAUAAUGUCCUAAAAAGCAAUUUGAUAUAGAAAAAAAAAUUAUUUAUGACUCCUCUUCUGGCAUGAGUGGUGUCAAGGAGAGUGGUUAAAGUUCUAAGAAACUGGGGCUUCAGUUUCAAGUAAAUUCUGAAGUGACUUGUUUAACAGAUAGAAACCUUAAAUUAGUUAUAACCUUGGGAUCAUGGGUAUUGGGAACCAAAUGAUGAGACACCAAGCAUAGCAGCUCACUUUCUGUAUUGAUGUUCAGUGAAACAGGAAAGAUUCAUUUGAUAGAAAGUUUUUUUCUGUGUAAUUUUGCUCUCCUCUUCCCUUCUGACUCCUGGAUCUCUGAAGAUGCCUUAUAUAAAGUGACCAGAAACUGGAGGCCAAGGAGAAUGGAUCCGUGGUAGGACUUGGGAGAGGAUUAAAAGUAUUUGGUUCUGGGUGAGGUCAUUGCCCUGUGUGCCACCAGGACUGAGCACAGAAAGCUCAGGUGAAUGGCAUAUGUCCUGAAGGGAUGAAGAGCAGUAUUAAUCCCUCUGAGGAAAUGGGAUCCAUCAGGACUACAGCCACCUGGGAGGAAGCUCAGUCAGUUUCAUGGAAGCAACAGUACAUGACACAAGCCUGAUAAGUUCUUCUGUAAUGCACUUUGGGUUACAGUAUAACAGGCCCCUGUGUCACAUAGUCACUGGUGCCAGUUACCCUGUGCACCUUAAAAGGAGGAAGGUGAGCCUGAUCUGAUAGAGCACAAACCCUUGGGGGGAAAAAAGUUAACUCUACCUAAACUCAAUCCAUUGGAAGCUCUCCCUCAUUAGGGGAUGUGUGUGUGUGUGUGUGUGUGUGUGUGUGUGUGUGUGUGUGUGUGUGUGUGUACGUGUGUACGUGUGUACGUGUGUACAUACAUAUGCAUGUGUAUGUGUGCAUUACCAAGAGCCUCCCUGUGCAUUUUGUUCUACUGUGCUAGCUGAGAACUCUCACCAGGUUGGCACCUGAAUGCCUUACUCUCAGCAAUCAGAGGCUUCCUUGCUCUGUGUGAAUCUUAAUUUAAUUUUCUUUUGGUCAUAGGUUAGGACCUCUAUGGCAUCUUUUCCCCAUUAAAUAGUGGCCUUGUUCAGUAUGUUUCCCCCCCCCCCCCCAAUUAAAUUACUGAAGCCACAAAGCACAUUCUUGGGGAUCAUGGAGGGUUGGGGUUCCAGAACGGCAUCUGUGAUAUUUCCAUUCACCAUGGGAUCUCUCAACUUGCUGUAUUCUUAACUUCUGCUAAUAAAACAAUAAAAUGAAAAUAGAUUCAA
Monodelphis domestica (gray short-tailed opossum) is the source of this 4885-nucleotide messenger RNA. It is a transcript of the gene ADIPOR2, whose product is annotated as adiponectin receptor 2. Lineage: Eukaryota; Metazoa; Chordata; Mammalia; Didelphimorphia; Didelphidae. Gene Ontology annotation, biological process: adiponectin-activated signaling pathway. Gene Ontology annotation, molecular function: signaling receptor activity. The record is from RefSeq and is a predicted model, not a curated record. Gene Ontology annotation, cellular component: plasma membrane.